Messenger RNA from Oncorhynchus keta (chum salmon), 570 nucleotides. RefSeq names its product inverted formin-2-like. The record is from RefSeq and is a predicted model, not a curated record. The transcript has 2 exons. The coding region runs from base 1 to 570 and encodes 189 amino acids. Lineage: Eukaryota; Metazoa; Chordata; Actinopteri; Salmoniformes; Salmonidae.
AUGACUCCCACUCCCAGACAGCACCUGUCCCGUCUCCCAGACAGUGUGAGAUUUUCAGACCUGUCCUGCCUCCCAGACAGAGUGAGACUCCACCUGUCCCGUCUCCUAGACAGCGUGAGACACCACCUGUCCCUGUCUCUCAGACAGCACCUGUCCCGUCUCCCAGACAGCGUGAGGCAGCACCUGUCCCUCUCCCAGACAGCAGCCGAGAGACCAGACCCGCCCCUCUCCCAGGCAGCCGAGAGACCAGACCCGCCCCGUCUCCCAGGCAGCCGGCAGAGACCAGACCCGCCCCCGUCUCCCAGGCAGCCGAGACCAGACCCGCCCCGUCUCCCAGGCAGCCGAGAGACCAGACCCGCCCCGUCUCCCAGGCAGCCGAGAGACCAGACCCGCCCCGUCUCCCAGGCAGCCGAGAGACCAGACCCGCCCCGUCUCCCAGGCAGCCGAGAGACCAGACCCGCCCCGUCUCCCAGGCAGCCGAGAGACCAGACCCGCCCCGUCUCCCAGGCAGCCGAGAGACCAGACCCGCCCCGUCUCCCAGGCAGCCGCGAGACUGGGGGUAUAAGCUGA